AGACUUCGUUUGACAGUUCGAGUCCAGAUAACUGCUGAAGCAUUUCAAAAUGAAUAAUUCAAUCAGAAUGACAAAGAGAAAGUGAAGUUGGCUCUCUGUCAUCAGAGGAUCAUGACUUUGACCCUACAGCUGAAAUGUUGGUACAUGAUUAUGAUGAUGAGAGAACUCUUGAAGAAGAAGAAAUGAAGGAAGACGGAAAAAACUUUACCUCUGAAAUUGAAGAUUUAGAAAAGGAAGGAAACAUGCCUUUGGAAGAUUUAUUAGCCAUUUAUGUCUAUGAGCCUGCAGAUCCAGUUAUGGCAGGAUCCAGCGUGGGUAGUUCUCCCAGCGAGUUGGCUGAUGAGCUCCCAGACAUGACGCUAGAUAAGGAGGAAAUUGCAAAGGACCUUUUGUCAGGUGAUGAUGAAGAAACGCAGUCCUCGGCUGAUGAUUUGACUCCAUCUGUCACGUCACACGAAACAACAGACUUUUUCCCACGACCUUUAAGAUCGAAUACAGCAUAUGACGGCGAUAAGGAGUCAGAAAGCGAGGAUUUGGAGCCGGAAAUUGGAAACCCUUCAGAAGAUUUAAGGAAGGAAAUUAUGGUCGGGUCCCAGUAUCAGGCAGAAAUCCCACAUUUUCAGGGACAUUACAUGGCAGAUUUAUCUGACUACGAACACCUAGAUCAGUUGAUCUGGAGUCCAGAUGUUGUUCCGGAGUGCAAAGUGGAGGCUUUUCUGUUGGAAACCAUGAGAAUGGAUAACAAGAGGAUUGUGGACAGACUAUCAGAUGGGAUCAUAAUCAAAGAUCACGAACAGGCUCUGCAUGAACUCUUCAAGUGUCGAUACAAUUUCACGGAGGCAAUGGAAAGGUUUUGCAGUAGAGGAGUAUUACAUGAAGAGUUCAAGCCUUGGACUGAGGAGGAAUGUAGAAAUUUUGAACAUGCACUUCUAAUACAUGGGAAGGAUUUUCAUCUAAUACAGAAAAAUAAGGUGAGAUCCCGCACAGUGGCUGAAUGUGUAGCUUUUUAUUACAUCUGGAAGAAAUCUGAGCGAUAUGACAACUUUGCCCAGCAAACGAGAUUUGGCAAGAAACGGUAUCACCAUCACCCGGGAGUAACGGAUUACAUGGACAGAUUGGUAGAUGAAGCCGAGGCACUUGGAGGAGCUGAGAGUCCAUCAGCCUUAACCUGUCAGAAUCGGACGGAGUCCAUCCCCGAGACCCAGCUUAACAUUCUGCAUUCUAUAACUAGCGACUUUACAGCACUGACUCACAGCGUGACCACCGUAUGCAAUUCUCCAGACAUAAACUGUUUAAAUGACGGCUUCCCGCCGCUAGACCCGUUGCCCCGCGGCCCAGUGAACCACGUGCCUAUCGGGACAGAAGACCUGCUCACCAUGCCCAACAACGGCGAAAGCGAUUGCUUUACCUUAUUUGAGACUGGAUUUUAUCCUCCUGAGCUCACCUCGGUGAGCUUAUGCAGCGAAGAAAACGAGAGGCCGGCAAAAAGGAUAAAAAUGGGGAUCUCCGUCCCAGAACCGUUCAUCAACGACGUGUCUGUAAAUAACCUAAGCGUAGACUUUGAGAACCACGCGCACCACAUUACCAGUGCCAAAAUGGCUGUAUCCAUGGCAGACUUUAGCAGUCUUUCUGCGAAUGACACAAAUAGUUUUAUAAGUUCGCACACACUACACCAUACAGCCCUGCAGUCGGAGUGACUCCAGCCUCCUACGAACGUUCUUUUUUGGGAACGCAGCCGCCGCGAAAUCUGAUCAUAAACUUCGGGUUUGCCUAGUCUUUCACUGGAAGUUUGAACUUUUCUCACUAUGACAUCAGUGAUGUCUUUGUAUGUAAACAACCGUAUCUUGAUUUUUGUCAAGAAUUUAACUUUUUUUUCUUUUUCUUUUCGGUCCAUUUAAAGUGGAAAUGAUAAUGUUCGGCAGAGUUGGGAACUCGGAUCAUGAUCUGGGAAAGCAGCUUUUAGGCUUAACUUCUAUUUUUCUUAAAAUUUGGGUAGAUUAAACUUUGGUCUCCAUCUC
Molecule: messenger RNA, 2018 nt
Organism: Nanorana parkeri
Lineage: Eukaryota; Metazoa; Chordata; Amphibia; Anura; Dicroglossidae
Gene: MIER3
Product: MIER family member 3
Exons: 13
Coding region: 135-1697 (520 amino acids)
Biological process (GO): negative regulation of transcription by RNA polymerase II
Cellular component (GO): nucleoplasm
Molecular function (GO): histone deacetylase binding; transcription corepressor activity
Source: RefSeq, a predicted model, not a curated record